CAGUCGUUUUUUGGUGGAAUUUGUUUCAUUUUAUUCACGCGAGAAGAAGAAAGUGGCUGCGAUUUUUCAGUGAGCAAUCGAAGAGAUUUUAGCUUGUGAUUUUGGCUGUGAAUUAUCAUAGAGAGAUUGGAAGACAUCUCUAAACCCUUCAGAACGUGUCUUGGUAGUAAUCUUUGUUUGGAGGAAGGAGGGGCAGCUAUUGUGACAAAAUGGUUGUGGAUAAAGAAGAUUUGGUGAUAACAUUGAGGGCGUUGAUAAUAUCACGUCCAGGUGCUACGACACUUGAUGCCCUGGCAAAGGAUUAUCGUACUACCGAAGGAGAGAGUAUUCCUUACAGAGGUCUAGGUUAUAGAUCUCUGGAAGAAUUUCUCAGUGCAACAGGCGAAUUCAUUGUGCACAAUUACAGGGGCGAGACAUGUGUUCGUGCUGUUUUGAGAGAAGAACAGGCACAUUUGGUGUCGAUGAUAGCCAAGCAGAAGAAGACAAAGACGAAGAAGAAAAAUGGUGAACAUAUUCGUCCACCAUUCCCACCAAGGCAUUCUUCUGCCCUUCGCUAUCCCAAUAUUCCGUCCAUUCCUGCUCAGCGUCCGUCGAAUCACAUCCAACACAGGAUGCUGUACAGGCCUAAGCAGCAGGAUGUGGAGAAGAGAGCUCAGAUGGUUGUCACAAGGCCAGAAAAGCUCAUUGCUAUUGAUCCAAUAAGGUUGCCUAUGAAUUCUGGUGCUAUUCCCAAGUCUUCCGUCAACAGUCGCAUCGCUCGAACUGAUCCAAAGCCAAGGCCAGAGAUUAGGACAGUGACACCAGCAACUCAGGGAAAAUCUCUGAAUGUACGGAUCAAUCGGCAAUCUUCACUCAUCAGUCCACCCUGGACACCAAGUCCCAGUCCUCCCAUCCAGACACCAACUACUCCAGUGUCAAAUGGCUUCAGUUCUACCCAGACGCAGGUUAUUCCCCCAGUGGGGUACAAGGAGCCUGAAGUGCCCAUGUCAGUGACUCCAGAACCGGAAGAAGUGGUUCUGGACAAGAAUACCCUCGUUCCCAUUGAGCAUCUUGCAAAUUAUUGCAAGUACAUGAACUACUCAGAGCCCCAUUACACCUACUCAUGCUGCACUUUCAAGGAUGGGUACAGGAUGUUUCAGUGUCGUGUGACAAUCGUAAAUAAGACUUAUUGUUCCUAUCCGGAACACUGUGAAACCAUGGCGGAUGCCCAAAAAGUGGCAGCUGCUUUGGCUAUCAAUCGUUUGAGUUUGGAGGAGGAAGUGAAAAAAUUCCCAGUUUGUCGAGAGGAUGAUGUGGUAAUUGCGGGAAAUCUGCUGGAUAUCUUGAAGGAUUACAAGCAUGGAAUAUCAGAAUCGGCAAUACCGGAGUACUUUAGGAAGAAGUAUGAGAUGUCAUUGCCGGAAAAUUGGCGCAAUUUGCUCUAUAAAUACAGUGAAUUCUGUGUGGAGGAUAUUGCUGGACGGAAUAUUGUUUAUUCGAAAGUCAGUGAUCGUCCGAUAUCCGAUGUGAUAAAUGAUUUGGAUGUGACGGUAUUUGAGCAGUUGCAAUUGCCUUGGGGAUCAGAAAUGUGGACAAUUCAAAUAACAAAUCCUGUUUCAACAACGGAAAUUUAUGGGCAAAUUGUGGGAGAGAAUUACAGUCAGCGUUUGAAUAUGCUGAUGGAUGACAUUGAGAUGGCAACGAUGAAUGCCAUGCCGCCUUUGGUGGCAAUUGAGGAGAUCCAGGAGGGAAGGAUUUAUUUGGUGACGAACAACAGCAAUUGGAGUCGAGUUCGGGUAGAUUCAGUUGAUCUCAAUAAUCAGGCAUGUCGCUGUUUCUGCAUCGAUACGGGCGAACAGGAGGAUUACAAUGAACUCUACGAGUGCAAUCAGAAUUAUCUGAAACUCCCUCAUCAGGCAAUUUGCUUCAGUUUGGCCUUCCUGGAGGAUUUCGAGGGCAAUCGUUAUGCCAAUCAGCCACUCAAUGACAUUCUCUCACGAUCGCAAUUUAUUGCACGUGUCAUGACGACUCAGAAGGAAUUUGAGAUUAAUAACAAUGUUGAAGGGGAAAUGCCCAUUAAAGUUGUCCUGAUGAAUCCUGAAUUCCCAAAUCUCGAGAAUAACAUCAAUCAGACCAUCCUUGAGACUAUCUGCAAUAAGACUCCGCCACCUCAGUUGGAGAGGGCUGCUCUGACUCUGGUGAAGAUUACCUACGUCUCUGAAGGUGGAGAUGUCUUCUGUCAAGUCAAAGAUGUCGGUCUGACUGGAUUGACGUACAUUCAGCGCCUGACAGAUUCCCUGAUUGCCGAUGAGGCAAAGAAGCAUCUCAGGAAGCCUCUGGAGACAGAAUGCCCAGACAUCAGGUACUUGAUCCAGGACAGGAACACAGGAAAAUGGUACAGGGCUACUCCGGAGGUACCAGUGAGUCUCAUGAAUACCCUCCACAGGAUGUACUGCAUUGACUUUGGUUUUUCCAUGGAAGUGGCUGAAGAGGAUAUUUAUCAGUUGGAACCACUGAGCCAGGCGCUCUGUAAGUUCCCGGCCAUGGCGAUCAAGUGCAGAUUGUAUCAGUUGCAGAAUAUGACGGAGCCAAUUGUGGCACGAAUUAAGGGGCUACUCAGUGAGGACUGUGAGUGCAUCAUGAAGGUGAUGGUAUCAACUUCAGCAGUGCCUCAGGUUAAUUGCUACAUGCGACAUCAAGGAGGAACAUUCUUCUGUGUCAAUGAAUCCAUUAAGAUUGAGGAGGAACUUGGACGUCAAAUUGACAGGCAGCUCUCGUCGACACGCAAUUCAUCGAGGAGCUCAUCCAAUUCUCCGGACUCUGAAAACAUUUCAAGACUGACUGUUACACACAAAUCGCUGCCAAAAAUCGCACGCACAUUGAGCAAUAUGCAGAAAAUUGAGGAAUACGAGAUUCCAGCCGCUGGAACGACUUUUACACUGUGUGUAGUACAUAUCUCCAACCCAUCCAAUUUCAUCAGUCAACCGUGCGACGACAAGAUCAACGUGAGCUUCAAGCAACUCAUGAGCAAUAUGCAGUCCUAUUAUGGUCCCGGGAGCCAGGACAAUAAUUCUGUUGUUGUGAAAAAUCCAGAAAUUGGACAGGCAUAUGCCAUUUAUGUGCCAAAGAAUUCCCUCUGGUGCAGGGGCAUUGUUGACUUGGUGAUCCAUCAGCAAAUUCAAGUCACUCUGUGUGAUUAUGGAGAAAAAUUGCUGGUCAGCAGCGACAAUAUUCGAGUGCUUCCAAAUAAUUUCCGGAAGUUGCCAAAGCAAGCCAUAAGAUGUUGCCUCUACGGCAUCAAGCCGACUCAUGGUGACUGGACGAAUGACGAUAUUCUGCGUUUCCGAGGAUUGGCCUCAGAUCCUGAGAAGAAAUUCUACAGCAUCAUUAAGAACGUAGGUGAGAGUCCAGAUGAUGGUGGUAAGAUUGUUGAACUGACUUUGCUCGAUACGUCUUCGGAGAAAGACGCAAUUUUCAAUGAUCUUUUCAUUAAAGAGCAUCGAGCUCUUCAUAUUUAAUUGUUUUUUUUUGUUGAUUCACGUUAUAUCCUCUAUAUAUUGCUUUUUUGCGGUAGAUCUUUAAUUUCUACUAUCAUAUUGUUACCAUAAUUCUCGAAAAGAAAACAACUCAUGCUACUCAUGAAAGGAUAUUUAAAUCCAUUCCAAUUUUCGAAGUCAAAUUGCUAUUAUUUUCAUUCAUUAUAUCAUGAGAGAUUAAAACUAAAAGAAAGUAUUAUUAUCAAUAUAAAAACGCGAAAAAAAUUCUAUUUAGAAGAACAAUUACCAAAAGAUAGAGAGAAGAGGUGUGAGAUAAAAAAUAUAAAUACUUUCUAACACAAAUCCGUUCGAAUAAUUUAUUUAAUAUAAAAUAAAACAUUCAUACGAGAUAUUUUUGAGAAAAAUAUUCAAAAAGAAAUGAAUUUAAUAAAUGUUUAACAAUGUAACUCAGAAUAUAAAUAUUGUUAUAGGACAUUUUUAAAAAUUUUAUACGAAAAAAAUAUAGUAAAUUUAUUUUGUCGUUAAUAUAAUAUAUAUAAAAAAAUACAUGAAGUGAAAUACAUAUAUGUAACUUUAUAUACAAAA
Messenger RNA from Phlebotomus papatasi, 4061 nucleotides. RefSeq lists its product as uncharacterized. Lineage: Eukaryota; Metazoa; Arthropoda; Insecta; Diptera; Psychodidae. Bases 210 to 3497 code for a protein of 1095 amino acids. The transcript has 7 exons. Gene Ontology annotation, biological process: spermatogenesis. The record is from RefSeq and is a predicted model, not a curated record.